Molecule: messenger RNA, 2118 nt
Organism: Lemur catta (Ring-tailed lemur)
Lineage: Eukaryota; Metazoa; Chordata; Mammalia; Primates; Lemuridae
Gene: SLC39A1
Product: solute carrier family 39 member 1
Exons: 4
Coding region: 169-1143 (324 amino acids)
Biological process (GO): zinc ion transmembrane transport
Cellular component (GO): plasma membrane
Molecular function (GO): zinc ion transmembrane transporter activity
Source: RefSeq, a predicted model, not a curated record
CCCUCAGCGCUGUCAUUGGCAGCUGGACCCGGGUACGCGGCGGCUGCGGGGGAAAGGGGGGAGCGAUGGGAGGGGGCGGGAAUUCCCGACUCCAGGCCGGAACCGAGCGGAUACCAUGUAGCGAGACCCUCGGGAGGUCUGAGAAUCACUGGAGCUACCACAGCCACCAUGGGGCCCUGGGGAGAACCAGAGCUCCUGGUGUGGCGCCCAGAGGUGGUAGCUUCGGAGCCCUUAGUUCCUGUGGGGCUGGAGGUGAAGUUGGGGGCCCUGGUGCUGCUGCUGGUGCUCACCCUCCUCUGCAGUCUGGUGCCUAUCUGUGUGCUGCGCCGGCCUGGUGCUAACCAUGAAGCUUCAGCUUCCCGCCAGAAAGCCCUGAGCCUAGUAAGCUGCUUUGCAGGGGGUGUCUUUUUGGCCACCUGUCUCCUGGACCUGCUGCCUGACUACCUGGCUGCCAUAGAUGAGGCUCUCGCAGCCCUGCAUGUGACGCUCCAGUUCCCCCUGCAAGAGUUCAUCCUGGCCAUGGGCUUUUUCCUGGUCCUGGUGAUGGAGCAGAUCACACUGGCUUACAAGGAACAGUCAGGGCCACCACCUCUGGAGGAAACAAGGGCUCUACUGGGAACAGUGAACGGUGGGCCGCAGCAUUGGCAUGAUAGGCCAGGGGUCCCACAGGCAGGAGGAGCCCCAGCAUCCCCCUCAGCCCUGCGUGCCUGUGUACUGGUCUUCUCCCUGGCCCUGCACUCGGUGUUCGAGGGGCUGGCAGUAGGGCUGCAGCGAGACCGGGCUCGGGCCAUGGAGCUAUGCCUGGCUUUACUGCUCCACAAAGGUAUCCUGGCCGUCAGCCUGUCGCUGCGGCUGCUACAGAGCCACCUGCGGGCACAGGUGGUGGCUGGCUGCGGGAUUCUCUUUUCAUGCAUGACACCUCUAGGCAUUGGGCUGGGUGCAGCUCUGGCAGAGUCAGCCGGGCCUCUGCACCAGCUGGCCCAGUCUGUGUUAGAGGGCAUGGCAGCUGGCACCUUCCUCUAUAUCACCUUCCUGGAAAUCCUGCCCCAGGAGCUGGCCACUUCUGAGCAGAGGAUCCUCAAGGUCAUUCUGCUCCUAGCAGGCUUUGCCCUGCUCACUGGCCUGCUCUUCAUCCAAAUCUAGGGGGCUUCAGGAGAGAGGCAGGGGAGAUUCACUAUCGGGUACCCUAUUUUCCUUCCUCUCCCCCAAUGUGUGGGAAUAGGAAGGAAUGCUGAAGGGAAGUACUGAGGACCCAAACAUUCUCUGGGAGGUAGAGAUGGAGCUUUUGGGACUAUCUGAUCAAUGAGAGGGAAGUGGACAGACAAGAGGCUGGCCCCACGCCCAAGGAUCAAAAGAUGGUCAAAUCACUAGAGACAUGAUCAGGGGACAUUAGGAUGGGGGAAGACACUUGACUGCUACAAUCAGAAGAUGGACAGUAUAGAUAAGGGUAGACUGAUACUUGGGGGCGGGGUGCAGGUGGGCACCCAGCUGCUGUGGGAUAGAGGUAUGGAGAGGGCAUAAGCCCAGAGUCAGCAUCCUGUUGGUUCUAGCCCAUUUCAGCACUCUGCCACUUGGAGUGGACCUCUCUGAAUUUUUUUAGCUCCUGCUCUCAUAUCUAUCUCCCUCUUCCCUUUUCCCAGGGGACUAGUGCCGAAUGGACUCUCCCUGCCAGUUUUGAUACCUUCUCUGGCCUCUCCAGUUCUGCUCACUCUGUUUUUAAAGUGCCAAACAAAUCCCUUCUCUCUUUUUCAAAGCACAGUGAUGUGGCACUGAGCCCUGCCCAACACCUCAAUGGAGGAGGCCUGCUUGUUCUUUAUUUUGGUCCCAGAUCCUGGGGUGGGGCAGAAAUGUUUUCUGGGCUGGGGUGGGGGAAGGAUUGGAGAGCUGCAGCCACCUACUGGGACUGUAUCCUGGACCUGGUGCCCCAGGCUCAUAUGAUAAACACUGAACUGCCAAAACGUCUUUUUAUACCCGAGGAGCCCAAGGGUGGAAGGGGAAUGCCCACCCUCGGGGUUAUUUUUGUGGAGGGAGGGUUGUGCCUAGGGCCAUAUUCUCUAAAUCUAUUUUACUAACUGACCUGUUUUGGGACUUGUUACCUAAAUAAAAGAUGUUUCUGUA